Dibothriocephalus latus is the source of this 243-nucleotide messenger RNA. NCBI's taxonomy places the organism in Eukaryota, Metazoa, Platyhelminthes, Cestoda, Diphyllobothriidea, Diphyllobothriidae. The record is from the annotation of a GenBank genome assembly.
AACAAACACGAUGCUUUGGAUGGCGAGGUAUUUGAGAUGCUGAUUACCUUUACGGACUUCAUGGCCUUUAAAGAACUAAUGAUUGACUACAAAAAGAGUCUUCAUGGUGUCAGCACCGAUUUCUUGUUGAGUAAUGCCUACUCCUGUCACCCUGGUGAGGUUGAUCCCAUAAACGUACUUCACGGUGGUCGGGCCAGACUGAGCGCCUCACAGACCACCGCUGGGAGCAAUGAGUCAAACUAA